Messenger RNA from Fusarium proliferatum ET1, 237 nucleotides. RefSeq lists its product as uncharacterized. The record is from RefSeq and is a predicted model, not a curated record. The coding region runs from base 1 to 237 and encodes 78 amino acids. The transcript has a single exon. Lineage: Eukaryota; Fungi; Ascomycota; Sordariomycetes; Hypocreales; Nectriaceae.
AUGCAUCCUUCAACGGGCUCCACAAUCACCUCUUCGAUCCCAGCGUCUCCCUCCGAUGGCGCUGCUGCUGAAAUGCCCUCUCCAAUCCCCGCCAACGAUGGUAACCAGCCCAACCAGUGCCCUCACAGCGAGAUAUGCCAAUGCGCAGAAUGCCCCGGCUGCAAGAACUUGAUUUAUGUCUGGAAGACGGAGCAGUGUGCUGCAUGCUACAUGGACCACCCUGCCAUUGUUCAAUAG